Melitaea cinxia (Glanville fritillary) is the source of this 1536-nucleotide messenger RNA. RefSeq names its product cytochrome P450 6k1-like. Bases 1 to 1380 code for a protein of 459 amino acids. NCBI's taxonomy places the organism in Eukaryota, Metazoa, Arthropoda, Insecta, Lepidoptera, Nymphalidae. The transcript has 9 exons. Gene Ontology annotation, molecular function: heme binding; oxidoreductase activity, acting on paired donors, with incorporation or reduction of molecular oxygen; monooxygenase activity. The record is from RefSeq and is a predicted model, not a curated record.
AUGCCUUCGUCCGUGCAUAAAAUACUUAUUCACGGAGAAAAAAUCAUUGAGUACUAUGCUAUUUUAACUAUAGGACAAUUAUCCGAAGCCGCGCAAGAAUCCCGAAAUAAGAUUACAAAAAGUUUAGACUUCAUCAUUCUAGAAAGUGUUCAAGACGAUCGGGUCAAGAGAUAUUGGGCAGAUCGUGAUGUCCCCUAUCUGCCACCAGUCCCACUUGUGGGCAACAUGACUUUCCUGCUAAGAGAGAAUAUCGUUUAUUGGUUGGAAAGGGUGUAUCAUCAACAUUAUGAUAGGCCCUAUGUAGGCUUUUGGAUCUUCUGGAGACCUGGUCUGCUCGUCAAUUCACCGACUAUAGCCAGGAACAUAUUAAAUAGAGACUUUGACAUCUUCAAAAAUCACCUCUUGAGUUCCGGUAAAACAGACCCCGUUGGUUCACUGAAUCUCUUUACUGCCAAGGAUCCUCUUUGGUCACAUUUACGACUGCAACUUGGCGGUUUAUUUACAAGUGCAAAGCUCAGAAAAUUUCAAGAUUACACUCGAAUCAAAUCGAAAGAAUUAGUUCAAAGAAUCCAUAAUGAUCGCAACAGCAAGGUUGACAUGAUGACUCUUUUCAUUGAUUACACAACCGACGUAAUCGGUACUACGUUGUUUGGCAUUAAGAGCGAUGCUACUUUGACGGGAGCUGGUCCUUUAAGGGACAUCACUAAGGACUUCUCAAAAUAUACUUUCCUCAGAGGUUUUUCCGAUGAUAUAAUUGUAGGUCAGGCUGCUAUCUUUCUAUUCGGUGGGUAUGAUACUUCUGGAAGACUUCUGACAUUUACGGUUUAUGAACUAGCACAUAAUCAAGAAAUACAGGAUAAAUUAUAUCAAGAAUUAUCAGAAACUGUGCGCUGUAAGGGAAAUGAUGACUUCGAUUUGACAACACUUACGGAAUUGCCAUAUCUUAACGCUGUCAUUAAAGAAACGCUUCGAAUAUAUAUUCUAAUGGGAUGGAUUGACAGAGUUGCAUCAGAAGACUACAAGAUAGAUGACAACUUGACUAUAGAAGCUGGUACCGUAGUUUAUAUUAACGCAGCUGGAAUGCACAAAGAUCCUAAAUACUUUCCCGAACCUCACAAGUUUGAUCCUGAGAGAUUUUUACCAGAAAAUAAGCAUAACAUCGAGCCUUACACCUAUUUACCUUUUGGAGAGGGACCAAGGGCUUGUAUUGGCAAGAGGUUUGGUUACAUGACGGUACAAUUCGCUCUGGCACACAUGUUGCUUAAAUACAACAUUCUUCCAUACGCCGAUUCACCCAAGCCUUCAGAGAUAAAGGCUAAUACCAAGGCUGUUUGGUACGUUCCCGAGGAAUUGAUGUACGUUCAGUUUGUACCGAGAUAAUGUCUUCGCUAAGAAUAAUAUGAUUUUUGAAAGUACUAUUUGUAUAAUAUAUAAUAUGCAUAUAAUUAAUUGAAGGAUUGAAGAUUUAAGAAGGAAUUUAUUAAUUUUUGAUUUUCUCAUUUCAAUAUUUAUAUUAAAACUAGCUGACCGCGUAAA